Molecule: messenger RNA, 2930 nt
Organism: Ceratitis capitata (Mediterranean fruit fly)
Lineage: Eukaryota; Metazoa; Arthropoda; Insecta; Diptera; Tephritidae
Gene: Miga
Product: mitoguardin
Exons: 5
Coding region: 325-1905 (526 amino acids)
Biological process (GO): mitochondrial fusion
Source: RefSeq, a predicted model, not a curated record
UGUGAAAUUAAUUUCAAAACUACAGUGCCAAGUGUGGAAAACCGAUUCGUCAAUGACAUGGGGCAAUCGAUUAAAGUGAAAAGUCCGUGAAGUAAAUUGGAUGUUGAAACAGUCCAUUUACGGCCAAUUACAUGUUUGCCGGCUGCAUUGGUGUUCUCAAACGUUCCCUUCAGCGACGUCACAUUACAACGCUGCCACCGCUGAUAGUGGCGCAGCGCCUAACCUCGAAAGUGCGUUCAGCCGUAUCCAAAGCAAUGGUUGAGAGCUUAUGAGUGAAUAUUAAAUUUCUAUAAAAAACAAAGUGAAACAAGGUGCUAUAAUAAGAUGAGUCUAAUUCCAAAAUGGUCGGACAUUCGCGUGCUUCCUUUUCGUAUGUCUACCUCGCAAAAGGUUGUUUUCUUUUCGCUAACCGCUGGUGUUGCUUUGCUCGGUGUGCUCGCACGCUUUCUGCGACGUCGUAAACCACCACGUCCGCAACGACGCACGCGCAAGUAUACAGGUCGCCGUACACGCAACAGCAUGCGCAGCCCCAACGAUAUGAUAUCCAUAGCUGGUUCUAAAGCCUCAGCACGAUCAGGCAGUCCGCCCGGCUCGACGGUUGCCUAUUCGGAUCGUUUGUCGCUCGCAUCAGGAUCGAUUGGUGGCGGUGCAUUAGUAUCUACAUCACAAAGUCAAACUGGCGCAAUAGUUUUACAUUUGACCGCACAACAAUUGGGCGUGAUGGGCAUGGAAGCGUUAGAUACAGUUAUUAAUUACUGGGAAGAUGCUUUGGCUGCACACAAUUCGCCUGGCGGUGUGCCAGCGUUACUCACCACUGCUGAGGAAUCUGAAUUUUGUCGUGAAAUACAAAAUUUACUUGACAUGGCCUACACAUUACAAGAACAAAGUGAAUUACUGUUUCUAGAUCAACGUUCGGUUCUCUUCCGUGACGAACCGUCUAUUGAUGAAUUAGAAGAAGAUGGAGUUGGUCAUGCGUUAGAAGAUGGUACAGAGGAAGAUAGACAAUCACUAAGAUCAAGGCUGAGUCGCACGGGCUCCGAUCCAAAUUUCGAUUCCGCCGAAAGUUUUGCUUCAGCGCUCGAUCAAGUCGCUGAUAUGCGGGAUUUUGAGGAAUUCAUAGAGACAUCCUAUGAACAAUACCCAUUGUAUAGUGCAGCGUUAAAACAUCACGAAGAUACACCCAUCCCAUAUCGUACUAUACGCGCUGACUUAGUGCACUGCUCUAGUGAUACGGAAUAUUUGGUUAAAUUGCACUGUGUGCGAUUAGCUUUUCAAUAUUUAUUCAAGGAUCCAACCAUUGGCCAAUGGGUAUGCGAUACAGGCCGUCAAAUACUUACCGAUCUACUCUGUUUAGGCGACAAGGAUACAAAGGAAUUUCUUGUUGGCUACGAGGAUAUGAUCAACUAUUUGCAAAAUUCAAAUAAUUGGGAUGAAAUUCAAAAGGAAUUGGAAGCGCGCAAUGUAAAAGCGAUGACCUUCUACGAUAUUUGCUUGGACUUUAUUGUAUUGGACUCGUUUAGAGACUUAGAUGCGCCUCCAGCGAGUGUGACGGCGGUCGUACAAAACAGAUUUCUUUCAAAUGGAUUUAAAGAAAUGGCACUCAGCACAGCAGUAUGGUCGGUUUUAAAAGCAAAAAAACAUGGACUAAAACAUCAGAAUGGCUUUAUGGGCCAUUUCUAUGUUAUCUCUGAGCAAUUAUCACCACUUAUGGCCUGGGGUUUCUUUGGACCCGAUGAAAAUUUGCGCGAUAUAUGUCACUAUUUCCGUGAACAAAUGCUCGGCUUUUUGGUAGAUAUAUUUAGUUUUCAAGCAAGUCGUUUUACAACAGUAGAAGAGUUUGCCGAAGAUAUACUGCAACAUAUGAAGACGCGUGUAAACAAUAUUGGUGUGAAAUUUAGUCAAUAAAUAAUUUAAUAUAAACUAAUAAGAAUAAUAAUUUAGAAAAAGAAAACCAUUAAAGAAUUGUCGUAUGGAUGUAAUGUAUAAAAUGAACAAGAAAAACAAUAUAAUUGUGCGUGUUAUGAAUUUAAAAACUAUUAUACUUAUGCAUAAGAAUAUUUUGGUUUAGUAAUCAACAUGAUAUGACAAUUUGUUAUUAUUUUAAGUAAAAUACGAUUGGAGUAUGAAAAUUAGUUUUUUCUGUUAUUUACUAUGUAUAAAUACAAAAUGAUAAAUUUAUUCAGUGACUAAUGUACCAUUAAUUCCAUAAUGUUGUUGUCAACAGCUUUAAAUACUAUUCCAAAUGUUACGAGAGUGUAAAAACUUGAUGAAGUUACCUAAAUUGUUUAAAAUCACACUAGACAAAGAAUUUCUGUCAUAAUUUUAAUCACUUUUUCAAAAGCAAAUAUAUGUACAUACAUAAAUAAGCAAUAUAAUCAUAGUAGAUUAUAUGUACAAACUAACAAUAUGUUAGUUAUAAGAAGAAAUUUUUGGUUUAAUGAUAUUUAAUUUUUGAAUUAUUUCACUACUAGAAAGCAUUUGUUAUUGAUGGCAAAUUUAAACAUACACACCUACAAUAUAAGAAAAUGAAACUCUUUUUUUUUUUUUAUUAGCUAGCUUGAUUAAUUCAAUUGUUUUCAGUUUAGUACAAAAAUAUAUAUAAAUUGUUACAAAAAAGAAAAGUUAAGCAUAAAUAACCCAUGGCUAUAUUCUGUUAAUAUAUGUAUCGGUUAGCGAAGACGUUGAUUUUUAACUUUAAUAUUGCAUAUUAUGGUUGAAAAAGAAUGUAUACUUGGUUGGAGUAGCAACACACUUUGUUGAUCCCACAGCACACUAGUUAUACAUGAUUACAAUUUUUUCUCGAUAAAAGAUCUUUUUAAAUUACUGUUGCUAAGUAACAAAAGCAUUUAAACUCUUUAUGAUUACUCUCAACAUUCAGUGUCAGGUUUUCUCUAUUUUAUAUACAAUAAAAUUACAAAUAUUAUAAAUUA